Molecule: messenger RNA, 1846 nt
Organism: Amborella trichopoda
Lineage: Eukaryota; Viridiplantae; Streptophyta; Magnoliopsida; Amborellales; Amborellaceae
Gene: EMB93
Product: Mitochondrial transcription termination factor family protein
Biological process (GO): regulation of DNA-templated transcription
Molecular function (GO): double-stranded DNA binding
Source: RefSeq, a predicted model, not a curated record
CAAAUUCUCCCUGCAUUUUUUAUAUUUUCGUGCGUUAAUGGCUGCCCUAGAUGAUUUUCAAGGUUUUUCUGGAUAAAAAACGUAAAUGUUAUGUUUUUUCUAGGUUUCUAUGAUUCUAUCUCGGUUAUUUUGUGUUGAGAAAGGAAGGAACCACUCAGAUAUUGGCAGUUUGAGAUUUCAGGGGAAAAACCAGUUAAUCUUUGAGAAUUGGGGUUUUAGGCUGGAUUAGAAGGAGGGUUUUCUCUCUGUAAAGGAAACUCCUGCUAACUCUGUGAAUUGUGCAAAAAUGGAGUGUUCCUGUGACUGUAGUUGGGAAGGAAGAGUGUUUAUUUGAAGAGAAUUUGUUGUAGAAUUGAAUGCCGCAUUGGAUGAAUUCUUGUGCUUCUGGGGCAUAAGAUUCAAAAUUGAUGCUCAUGCCAAAUCUGAUAGACGCAGAGUUUCUUUCUCAUGGCUAUCUGUCUCCAAUCUUCCCCUUCAAUCAUUUGUCUCCACUCUCGCUCUGCAUCUCUUCCUCAAGCUUUAUGCAAACGCUUCAACAGCAGGAACAACAUCAAACGCAACCAUACCAGCAAGGAUUCAAAGAUUUCAUUCAAUAGAGAAGCUAAAAUCCUUGAUGGAUUUGGCCCACUCAGGCCAUUGGACUCAACCAUGGAGCUCAUCGACCCCCCUGGUUCAGACUCAGGCUUACAAUUCAGAGAGAAGCUCAUAUAUCUGGAAAAGAUGAAGGUGAGCUCCAUUGCAGCUCUGGAGAGAAACCCACUUCUUCGUUCCACCUCUAUCAAUCAGGUGAAGCUCAUUGAGAAGUGUCUCAGCUCCAUGGGUUUAACAAAGAAUGACAUUGGUCGCAUUUUUAGUAUGCUUCCUCAACUCUUAACCUGUGAUCCUGAUAAAGAUCUAUACCCAGUUUUUGAAUUCUUGUUAAACGAAGUGAAAAUUCCAUAUGAGGAUAUCCGAAAAACCAUAGUGAGAUGUCCUAGACUGCUGGUUUCUAGUGUUAGAGACCAACUUAGGCCUGCUUUUUAUUUCUUGCAGAGAUUGGGUUUUGUUGGGCCUCAUGCUGUGAAUUGCCAAACCACUCUUUUAUUGGUCUCUAAUGUGGAGAACACACUUAUUCCCAAAUUGGAUUAUUUGCAAAGCCUUGGGUUCUCUUAUAGGGAGAGUGUUAAGAUGGUAUUGAGGUCGCCAGGGCUCUUCACUUUCAGUAUCAGGAAUAAUUUCGAGCCUAAAGUAGAUUACUUCCUAAAUGAAAUUGGGGGAGAUUUGGAGGAAUUGAAGAGAUUUCCACAAUAUUUCUCUUUCAGUUUAGAGGGGAAGAUAAAGCCCAGGCAUAGGCUUUUGGUUGAAUACAAUUUGUCACUCCCUUUGGCUGAUAUGCUCAAGGUUAGUGAUGGUGAGUUUCGAGACCUGCUAGUUGAAAUGCGAUUGCAGGCUGUUGAUAAGAAACUACAAUAGAGGUAAUGGGUUUAUUAUCCAUUUAAACUGGGUUCUUUUAAUUUUGAGAGAGGAUAUAUUAGGGGCAUUGACAAAAAAAUGGGUUUUGCUAUGUAAUUAGCAAUGUGGUGGUCCUGAAGAUGUAUGCUGUAUGAUAUUACCGAAAUGACAUUGGAUAUAACCUUGUAAACACUUGGGAAUGUUAUCCAUUUUUAAUGGGCUUCUGUUAAGAACAAGAGACAGAAUAAAUGGGUUUGACGGUCAUAUAUUAGUGCUGCACUAUGUACUAUAUCAUUGAUAUGUCAAGGGAUAUAAGGUUGGAAAUGGGCUUUAACAUGGUUGUAUUAGCUCUCCUUCCACUUUUCUGUACCUUGAGUUGAGAAGUGUAUUGGUGGUAAUGCUUCCAUUGAAAGCU